This is a messenger RNA of Hibiscus syriacus, 683 nucleotides long. Its product is annotated as mitochondrial import inner membrane translocase subunit TIM44-2-like. The coding region runs from base 1 to 672 and encodes 223 amino acids. The transcript has 6 exons. The record is from RefSeq and is a predicted model, not a curated record. Gene Ontology annotation, biological process: protein import into mitochondrial matrix; GDP-mannose biosynthetic process. Gene Ontology annotation, cellular component: mitochondrial inner membrane. NCBI's taxonomy places the organism in Eukaryota, Viridiplantae, Streptophyta, Magnoliopsida, Malvales, Malvaceae. Gene Ontology annotation, molecular function: protein-folding chaperone binding; mannose-6-phosphate isomerase activity; zinc ion binding.
AUGGCAAAGGCUAAUGUCGAGAAGGUGAAGCGGCUAAGAGCUUGGGUUCAAAACUACGAUUGGGGAAGAUGUGGGACGGAGGCACAGGUGGCGAGGCUUUUGGCUUUGAAUUCUGGGUCUGAGAUUAAGCCUGAAAGGCCAUAUGCUGAGUUUUGGAUGGGAACCCAUGACUCAGGGCCAAGUUUUAUGGCUGAUGGCAAUGGAGAAGGUAGGAAUUUGGGUUUAAAAGAUUGGAUUUUGAAGAAUUCGAAUAUGCUUGGUCACAAGGUUUUGAAAAAAUGGGGGUCUGAUCUUUCUUUUCUGUUCAAGUAUAAACAAGAGUAUCUUUCAAGAAACAGAUGUUGCAGCAUCGUACAAAGAAAUACGCCGACGAGAUCCGUAUGGUCAUUCUCUUUGUCAGAAUUUGUGGCAGAAGUUCAAGAAGCAAUUAGACCGGUUCUUAAUGCAUAUAUAAAAGGAGAUGUUGAAACUUUGAAGAAGUAUUGUAGUCCUGAAGUUAUUGAUAGGUGCAAAGCUGAACAUACUGCUUAUCAGAGCCAUGGUAUAUUUUUCGAUAACAAGAUUCUACAUAUAUCUGACGUAGAAGUUAGAGAGACCAAAAUGAUGGGGACAUCCCCCAUUAUCAUAGUGGCAUUUCAAACACAACAGAUCCACUGCAUACGAGAUAGAUAGGGUAAAAUAAC